CGCUAACGCCUUAUAUAUUAGUCGUCGCCAGAUCAACGGAUUAGUUCCCGGAUCGGAUCGGAUCGCCAUGGCUUCGCCGAAAGAGAAAAGGAUCGGCGUGGCCUCGCCGUCGGGGGCCAGAGAUCGGCUGAGCGACCUCCCGGACUUCCUGCUGGGCCACGUCCUCUCCUUCCUCCCGACCAAGGAGGCCGGCCGCACCGCGGAGCUGUCCCGGCGGUGGCGCGACGUCUUCUGCAACGUCCAGACCGUCUCCUUCGCCGAGCGCCAGGGCGCCAGGGCCAAGGACUGGACCACCUUCUACUACGAGGCCCAGGAGCAGAAGAGCUGCAGCGCCCUGCUCCUCGACGACGUCUGGAACGCGCUGCUCUGCCGCCGCCGGUGCGCCCGCGCCCACGUACCGCUGCACCGCCUCCGCGUCGCCUUCGACGACUGCCACUGGUGGAACGAGCACCAUGUCAACCAGUGGCUCUCCUACGUGCUGCGCCACAGCAGCCAGGAGCUCCACCUCGACCUGCGCUUCCAGCUCGGCCCGGUCUGCGCGCGCAAACCUUAUGGCAGGCACGGGCGCAAGGGAGGGGACGCCUGGUAUGAGAUGCCGAGGAACCUCUACUCCUGCGCCGUGUUGCGCUCGCUGCGCCUCAGCUACUGCUUGCUGAACCUGCCGGACGCCGCCAUCAACCUGCCGUUCCUCGAGACGCUGCACCUGACCGCCGUCGACGUCGGUUCCGGGACCUGCUGCGUCGAGCGGUUGAUCGCGAGCUGCCCCCGCCUCGUCGACCUGACGCUGGAGUCCGACACUGGCGUGGAGAGAGUCUCCGUCCUCGACAGACGCCUCCGCCGGUUCGCCCUACGGUGCUGCCACGAAGUGGAGUCCGUUGACAUCGACGCCUCCGAGCUGAUCUCGCUGGACUACUGCGGCCCGGUCCCCGAGGAGGAGUUCCUGUCCCUGCACGGCGCGCCGGGAACCAUCAUGUCGUGCACGGUCGAUUUCUGCAAAGUCCUUUCCGAGGAGGCGGAGCUCGCCAGGUUCAGGGGGUUUAUGGAGAAAUUUUCCGGCGUGAAGCACCUGCAUCUGCACCAUCGGCGCCUUCCGGCGACAUCCUUCCAGGGAUUCCCCUCGUUUCCCAACUUGACGAGGGUGGCGCUGCAAGGUCCCCUUCUGAGUCCUGACGCGGUGCGUCAAAUCCUGGAGCAAACACCAAGCCUGGAGAUCCUCUCGUUGUUCAUGGAACGCCCCGUGGUUCCUGAUGAUUCCGACAAUGAUGAUGAGUCGGUUUCCGACGAGUUCACAGCUCAGUCGAUUCCCGACGAGCUCACGGCUCCCGACGAGUUCACAACUCAGUCGAUUCCUGACGAGCUCACGGCUCCCGACGAGUCGAGCUUCUCGAUCCCGUGCUUGCAACAUCGCGUGAAGGAGAUCAACAUGGUUCAUUACGAGGGUGACAGGCUGCAGGGGAUGAUGGCCAAGCUUUUGUUCCGGAACGCGCUUGUCCUCGAAAGGUUCUGCGUUGUGCUCGUCAAGGGACCAUUCGCGCUGCAGGAUGGACUCAAGAAGGAGAUUGAAAGCUGGGUCGUGGCCGCCGAUGCAGAACCGAUUUUCCUGUGACUGAUUAUUAGUCGGUUUGUAUCUUCCAUGGACGGAGCUUAGAUUACACAUACAUUUUUGUAAAAGUAAUUCAGGAUAGUUUUGCCCGUAAGAUGAAGAUAUCAGGAUUUUAAUUUUGAAGGAACAUGAGAAUACUUCUUCAUGUAAGAUCGUUUGUUAGACUGUUGUGUUAUGUGUUGCCGAGAAAUCUCUGGUUCUAGUGGAUAAACAUUAAAUCAGUAUGGUGGUUGUUUGAA
This is a messenger RNA of Hordeum vulgare subsp. vulgare (domesticated barley), 1842 nucleotides long. Its product is annotated as F-box/LRR-repeat protein At4g14103-like. The coding region runs from base 68 to 1606 and encodes 512 amino acids. Lineage: Eukaryota; Viridiplantae; Streptophyta; Magnoliopsida; Poales; Poaceae. The record is from RefSeq and is a predicted model, not a curated record. Gene Ontology annotation, molecular function: protein binding. The transcript has a single exon.